Messenger RNA from Aureococcus anophagefferens, 1020 nucleotides. It is a transcript of the gene ZIP1, whose product is annotated as putative Zn transporter. The record is from RefSeq and is a predicted model, not a curated record. Gene Ontology annotation, cellular component: membrane. The transcript has a single exon. Gene Ontology annotation, biological process: zinc ion transmembrane transport. Gene Ontology annotation, molecular function: zinc ion transmembrane transporter activity. Bases 1 to 1020 code for a protein of 339 amino acids. Lineage: Eukaryota; Pelagophyceae; Pelagomonadales; Pelagomonadaceae.
AUGGGCCUCCUGCGCGCCGCCUUCGACGCCUUCCUGGCGACCUGCUUCACGUGGUUCGUCACGGCCUGCGGCGCGGCGCUCGUCUUCAUCCUGCCGAGCGACGAGAAGACGCAGCGGCAGAUAUUGCAGCCCAUGCUGGGCUUCGCCGGCGGCGUCAUGACGUCGGCGAGCUUCUUCAGCCUGCUCGCGCCGGCGCUGGAGAUGUCGCAGGCGAGGUACGGGAGCGGCUGGGCCUUCCUCCCCGUGACCGUCGGCUUCGCCGUCGGCUGCUGUUGCAUGCUCGCGUGCGACCAGUACAUGGAGCGCCACGGGUCCCUAGACCCGCUGGAGCUCAUGCAGACCAAGCUGUUGAGCGGCGGCAGCCCGCGCCACGGCGGCAAGAAGAGCGACGGCGGCUGGAGCGGCUCGCCGCCGCGCGCCGACGGCGGCCCCGCGCGGCGGCGGGGCCCGCAGCGGUCGUCGUCGUUCCUCGAGCGCGGCGGCGCGUCGACGCCGUCCUUCGACGAUUAUGAUGAUGACGACGCGGGGCGCAAGGCCGCGUCGCAGAAGCGCGCGGUCGCCUUACUCGUCUUCGCGAUCACGCUCCACAACUUCCCCGAGGGCCUCGCCGUGGGCGUGGGCUUCGGCGGCGCCGCGGCGGACCUGCCGGGCGCGUCGCGCGCCAAGGCGCUGAACCUCGCGCUGGGCAUCGGCCUCCAGAACUUCCCCGAGGGCCUCGCGGUGUCGAUGCCGCUCCGACGGAGCGGCAUGCCAGCGUCGCGCGCGUUCCUCUUCGGCCAGCUCAGCGGCGUCGUCGAGCCCGUCGGCGGCGUCCUCGGCGCGGCCCUCGUGCUCGUCGUCACGCCCGUGCUCCCCUACGCCCUCGCCUUCGCCGCGGGCGCCAUGAUCUACGUCGUCGUCGACCAGCUCAUCCCGGAGUCCCUCGAGGGCGCGCACUCGACGACGGGGAACAAGCAGCAGACGCUCUCCUUCCUCUUCGGCUUCGGCCUCAUGAUGACCCUCGACGUCGCCCUCGGCUAG